UGUUGUCGCUCGUGCAUGGGUGACAGUGAUGCCGCGGCUCGUGUCUUGCCUGGAAAACACCAAAAACUCCCCAUUUAUAUCUGGGAUAUCAUGUGGCGUUGGAAACCCUUCGCAUGUAGGCGCCCGCAUACUGCUUUCCCUAAAUCUCAUCACUGCAUCCAUGAGAAAGAGACGAAGGAGCUAUCGGCCGUUGCGGUAACCGGCGCGAGGAGGCAAGCGAGACGAGUCGCGAUCGCCGAUGAGAGGGGUGGAGACGCGUCCAUGAGAACUGCCUUCGCCUCUCCCUCCAUCCCUUCUUCUUCUUAUUCUCCCGUCGUCAUGGUCAGAAGCAAGAAGUCCCAGCCCCAGAAGGGUCCUGAUCAAGCUCCUCCAAGGAUUACAUCAAAUGUUAAACAUAAUUUGCAGUUUCUAAGGUUAUGGAGGGUAAGCAUUUUAACUGUCACAUUUCUUGUUUACAAUCCAAUUGGAGGGGCAUCUCACAGCAGCGAUGGUCUCCAACUUCCCCUGUUGGUGUGGAUAUCCUUAGUACAUUGUUGUUUUUUCACACCAUCCAUAAACGGGUUAUUCAUGGGCGGGGAGUUUCAAAAGCAGAAAUCUAAUACGCCUAAGCCUGCUACUAGUUACCGCAAAAAGAAGGCAGUGAAAGAAGUGCUUCCAGAAGAUACAGAUUUCUAUAAGGACCCGACUACAAACCUUUAUUAUACAAACCAGGGCUUGGACACUGCCGUUCCAGUUCUGCUUGUUGAUGGGUACAAUGUCUGUGGCUACUGGGCAAAAUUAAAGAAGCAUUUCAUGAAGGGAAGGCUUGAUAUUGCUCGCCAAAAACUUAUUGAUGAGUUGAUGGAAUUCAGUGUGCUGAAAGAGGUAAAAGUUGUGGUGGUAUUUGAUGCUAGGAUGUCUGGACUCCCAAGUCACAAGGAAAGUUUUGCUGGGAUUGAUGUAAUUUUCUCAAGCAACACAUGUGCUGAUGCUUGGAUUGAAAAAGAGGUUGUAGCUUUGAGGGAGGAUGGCUGUCCAAAAGUUUGGGUUGUCACAUCUGAUGCAUGCCAGCAGCAAGCAGCAUAUGGAGCAGUGUUCUUCAUUUCAGUCUUUGAGAUUCCACUAAAAACUCAGAUUAUGCUUGGUGAUGCUGUUUGCUUUGCAUUUACAUUGUUAGGGUGCUUUUGUUUGGAGCUGCAAAGCAUUAGUGUCGGAGAUAAAAGCUUUGCAAAGGGAGUUUGAACAGCUGCUUAAUGAACAUAGGUCAACUUCCAUGCAAGGAAAACUGCUCCAGCAUAAUCUAGGCCCUGAAGUAGUUCAUGCACUCAAGGAUCUUAAGAAAAAGCUGUCUGAAGAAGAAUCCAUGUAAUUAACUUUCCCAGUGGGCUCCAUCGCAUACGAAGCUGGUUAAUACUGCCAAUAAUCACAUGCAAAUGCAAAUUGGAAGCUCAAACGUCAAGUGAUGGAUCAAUGACAGGGGGGAUGUAACUAAUGAGGGCCUGUUUCAAUAAUCCUGUUCAGGCUUCCAUUUAUUAAUCAGUAUUAGGAUAUUGGGAUGCUUUUGUUGAUUGUUUUCAGUUUCGGCAGAUUAAGAGCUUACAAGGCUGGGAAUGUGGCUCUUAAACCAUGAAUUUCUUUGGCUUUUCCAUUAUUUGUUGUUUGUAUUAUUGAACAAAGAAAGAAAGCAGUUUUCUUUUUUUUUCCUGUGGCGAAUA
Messenger RNA from Elaeis guineensis (African oil palm), 1694 nucleotides. The record is from RefSeq and is a predicted model, not a curated record. Lineage: Eukaryota; Viridiplantae; Streptophyta; Magnoliopsida; Arecales; Arecaceae.